Cyphellophora europaea CBS 101466 is the source of this 5550-nucleotide messenger RNA. RefSeq lists its product as uncharacterized. Lineage: Eukaryota; Fungi; Ascomycota; Eurotiomycetes; Chaetothyriales; Cyphellophoraceae. Bases 1 to 5550 code for a protein of 1849 amino acids. The transcript has a single exon. Gene Ontology annotation, cellular component: cytoplasm. Gene Ontology annotation, biological process: secondary metabolite biosynthetic process; amino acid activation for nonribosomal peptide biosynthetic process. The record is from RefSeq and is a predicted model, not a curated record. Gene Ontology annotation, molecular function: catalytic activity; phosphopantetheine binding.
AUGGACUCCAGCUCCGACGAGGCCGUUGACUGCGGAGGCAAGGAACGACUCUAUCACAACAGCGAUGACAGCGCAACAACACUCACCGAGGUGCGAAACGAUUCGCCUGAGCUGCUCAAGACCGUGGACGACACAGGACCGACGUCUCAUACCUUUACGACCUCGGCCUUCUUGAAUGUGGCAGCUGAGGACCGUCUCAGCCUCAUAUUGUUAGCUUGGGCACUACUACUGUACCGACGCGCUCUCAUUGAGGAAGAAUCCACCUUGUCGUGGAGAUGGACAAACCUGUCCGAGAAAGGCUCCGAAACCUCACUGUCAACUAUCACAACAGCGAGCGAGUGCCCAAUAUCGGACCUCUUGGAAGCUAUUCGACAAUCUCAGAACACGGUAACAGCAACCGAGAGAGGACUCGGAGAUGGCGUGACCCUGUCGUGCAAAGCUGCCGCAAACACCCAGGACUGUGUGGGGCUGAGCUUGGACGUCUUGAUAAACGACGAUGCGGUCAACAUCAGCGUCUCGGACAGAAGCGACAGCAUCACCACAGAAAUGGCCAUGAUCCAGGUCCACGCCUUUGCAGAUAUCCUCGAGUCAAUUGCAACCAACUCCAAUCAAACUGCUGCGGCAGCCAUUAGUGUCAAGGAACGCGAACUCUCACAAGUCUGGCAAUGGGGAAGCACGGUUCCACCCUUACUCGAUCGUGGCAUGCACGAGUACUUCGUCGAGAACGCUCAGCUGCAUCCAGAGAAGUCGGCCAUUGUGUCGUGGGAUGGAGCGCUAUCUUAUGGCGAAUUAGAUGUCCUAUCGACCAAUCUCGCCGUGCACCUGUCUCUCAAAGGUGUAGGGCUCGGAGCAGCCAUCCCUUUCUGCUUCGAGAAGUCAGCGUGGACGGUCGUUGCCGUGCUCGCAGUCAUGAAAGCGGGUGCCACGUUUGUCUUGACUGAUCCCACGCAACCGGAGGUUCGCCUGCAGACAAUCGCUGAAGAGAUUGGUGCUCGGUUGAUAUUGACUUCGAUCAAGCACGCAGAGCUCGGAGCAAGGAUAGCACCUUCAGCAGAGGUGGUCGCUGUCGGACCGGAGAUGCUCAGGUCUCUCCCUACCAAAUCCCUUUCAGCCCUUGCGCCAGUUCCAGGGAGUGCGACCAUGUAUAUCAUCUUCACGUCAGGGAGCACUGGAAAGCCCAAGGGCGUGAUGCUCUCGCACGAAAAUUACACAAGUGGAGCCAUACCCCGGGCGGCUGCUGUGGGAUACAGAAGCCACACCCGUGUACUGGAUUUCGCCUCGUACGCUUUCGAUGUAAGUAUUGACUGCAUGCUGUGCACGCUAGCCACCGGAGGUUGCAUUUGUGUCCCUUCGAACGAGCAGCGUAUGAACGACCUCAGUGGGACUAUCAGGGAGAUGGGCGUCAACAUGGUACAUACCACGCCGUCAGUGGCAAGAGUGCUUGACGCUGACAUCAUUCCGUCACUGGAGGUGCUCGGCCUUGGUGGCGAAGCACUAUCAGCACGCGAUGCUGACAGAUGGAAUCAACAAACGCACGUCAUCAAUGCGUAUGGCCCAUCUGAAUGCACCGUAGGAUGCGCCAUUAACAACAAUAUCGCACCAGGUCGGUCAUAUGUCAGCUUAGGCCGAGGUGUUGGCGCCAUCCUCUGGAUUGUUGAUCCUGAGAACCACAAUGAGCUAGUUCCUAUCGGCGCAGAAGGCGAACUCGUGGUUGAGGGCCCGAUCGUGGGCCUCGGAUAUAUCAACGAGCCGGAGAAGACAGCCUCUGUGUAUAUUGAGGCACCUUCCUGGCUAAGAAGAGGUACACAAGUGCAUGCUGGACGUAGCUCACGACUGUACAAGACUGGCGACCUUGUGAAGUACGAUCCCGACGGUAGCGGCUGCGUCGUCUUCGUCGGUAGGAAAGACCAGCAGGUGAAGGUACGAGGUCAGCGAGUGGAGCUCGGGGAAGUCGAACACCACCUAAGAAGUAAGCUUCCACCGAAGACGGCAGUUGCAGCAGAAGUCAUUAAGCCUGGUGGAGGUGGAGGCGACCCAACGCUCGUGGCCUUCAUCGCUGAGCAUGAUGCGUCCGAGCAGUCUACGCAAGAGCAGCCUGCACAGUUCUCGCCAGAUAUGAAGAAUCUCUUGGGAGGCAUGGACGCGACUCUUGCUGCCGAUGCCCCUGUAUACAUGAUUCCCUCGGCAUACAUUCCGCUGAAUGAGAUGCCAAUAAUGGUUUCGGGCAAAACCGACCGUAAGCAAUUGCGAGCGUUGGGGUCCGCCAUGUCCCGACAGCAGCUGACGAAAUGGAGAGUUUCGUCACGCAACAGGCGCUACCCUGAGACAGAAACACAGAAGCGGCUGGCACAACUAUGGCGUACACUGCUCCAUGAUGAGGAGGACCCCAGUCUGGACGACAACUUCUUCACUCUGGGAGGGGAUUCCAUCAAGGCGAUGAAGCUCGUCACAGCAGCUCGAGCCGCAGGCCUGUCACUGACUGUGGCCAGCGUCUUCGCCAACCCAACACUUGCAGAGAUGGCUUCGCAAAUCGGACAGGCUGUUUCGGUGGUCGAAGAGAUAGCGCCGUUCGCCUUGCUAGGAUCCGCAUGGACAGCUCAGGAAGCUUGCAAGGAAUGCGCACAGCUCUGCAACAUCUCUGAAGACGCUAUCGAGGAUAUCCUACCUUGCACGCCGCUGCAAGAGAUUCUCAUGGCCGUUUCUGCAAAAGUCACCGAGGCCUAUGUCGCACAGAGAGUGCUCAAACUGGACAGUCUGGCAGCGGCAGCCAAGUUCAGGGCUGCUAUGGAGAAGACUGUGGCAGAGUGUCCCAUUUUCCGCACUCGGAUUGUUCACUUGCCAAAUCAUGGGCUCGUACAAGUUGUCUCGUCAGAUCAGGUCCAAAUUAACGACGAUCAAAACCUGAAAGAGUACGUCCAGAGGGACCAGCUACAAGCUAUGGAGCUAGGUUCUCCACUCGCCCGUUUUGCUUUUGUAAAUGAUAUGGAGAGUGGGAGUACUUACUUUGUGCUGACCAUGCACCACGCGCUUUACGAUGGCUGGUCUAUGCCACUCAUCGUGGACCGCAUGAACAGGGCGUAUCGUGGGCUGGACACUCAUCGGACCGCCGGCUUUCCGGCAUAUAUCAAGUACCUCCAGAGCAUGGACCGGGAAAGUUCGGAAAGAUAUUGGCGGGAACAUUUACGAGGGGCAAGCAAUCAGCAGUUCCCAACUAGAGCCAGCCCAGGGUAUCAGCCAAAGCCAGAUUCGUUGCGAGAGACGUACGUGCAACUUGGAGAUGCGACCGGAUGCACUAGCACGACCGUUGCAACUGCUAUACGCGCAGCAUGGGCAUUGGUGUCGUCAGAGUAUGCUGCAACGGACGAUGUGGUCUUCGGAGAGACCUUGACAGGGCGCAACGCCCCAAUACCCGGGGUUGAGGAGAUCGAGGGCCCAAUGAUCACCACAGUCCCUGUCCGCGUCAAGAUUGAUCGAAGGCUCGGUGCGGCCGAAUUUCUGCAAGAUGUUCACAGACAAGCGGUUGAGCGCAUUCCAUACGAGCAUUUCGGGCUGCAGAACAUCAGAAAGACCAGUUCAGAUGGCCGCAAAGUGUACUCAAACAUGUUUACGGGUCUGGUGUUGCACCCGUACGUCGAGGCUGCGGAGGACGCUGUGAGUGCCGAGGAGCCUGCCAAGGGCUUGGUUCCAGUCGGCGAUGCUGAGGCGGCUCGAGAGGCGCUCAAGUUCAACUCAUACGCCGUCAUGCUGGUCUGUACGCUUGAUCCGAAGGGUUUCUUGAUCAUGGCAAGCUUUGAUUCAAGCAUUCUCCCAGGCACUGAGAUGGACGACGCGCUGCUUCGGCUGAAAACCCUGGUACAGCAGUUUUGCCAGAAGACUGAAGCGGGAUUGUCUGAAUUAAGUACUCCAGUGAUGAACGAGGUACUGUCUGCCAGCAGGCCCGCGCAGCAAGACCGGAGCAACGAUAUCGCUGCACCACCAAGCGGAAAUACCGACAACCACAGGAUACGGCAGCUCUCAUCUGUCUGGAGUCGUCUUCUGGAGAUUGAUCAAGCGGACAUUGAACCAAGUGAUAGCUUCUUUGAUCUGGGGGGCGAUUCGAUUGCCGCUAUGAAACUUGUGUCGGAGAUGAGGCAAGCUGGUUUCGCUCUGAGUGUGGCCGACAUCUUCAAUACUAGGCGCUUGACCCAAAUGGCGUCAAUUCUCAAGGAUACAACGGCGCCAAAACAAACAUCGACCAGUAUCAGCCCGUUCGCGUUGCUCGAGACCGACGAUCCAAACCAAUUCGUUGAGGAGUCUAUCCGCCCACACCUGUCGAUGAAGGAUAAGGAGAUUGAGGACGUCUUGCCAACUCGACCGCUUCAAGAAGUCGCUGUGGAAGGCACAAUCUGCCUUCCACGAUUCUCGGCUCGUUACGAGCUCUUCUACUUCGAUGGGGCUGUCGACAAGCGGCGACUCUUUGACUGUUGCCAGAGACUUGUCGAUCAGACUGAAAUCCUUCGCACGAUUUUCGUAAAGGCAAACGAACGUUGUUGGGGGGUUGUGGUGAAGGACAUCAACAUAACUGUCACCGAAUAUGAUGUGGGUGGCGAUGUCGAUGCUUUCGCGAAACAGCUGUGCAAUCUUGAUGUCGAAACAAAAAUGCCUCUUGGCUCGCCAUUCUGCAAAUUCAUGUUCGUGCAGGGAGAGGGAGACCGCAGCUGCCUCAUCUUCCGCAUCUCGCACGCGCAAUACGAUGAGAUCUGUCUUCCAAUCAUGCUUCGACAGCUGUCUCAAAUGUACGAGGGGAAGCCUGUUGAAGAUGGUAAGCCGUUCUCAAGCUUCGUGAGACAUGUCGUACGCGAAAACAUCCCGCAGGGAAUCCCGUACUGGAAGAAACUUCUCCGAGAAAGUGAAUUGACGCGGCUCGCUCCUGCUCAACCAUUGUUAUCGAGGAGGCCAGUCGCAUUUCACAAAGCAGUCGACAUCUCCAAGCGGCCAAAAGACUUCACCCUGGCAACGUUCCCCACUGCAGCUUGGGCACUAUGCCUGGCAAAACGCCUUGGACUCAAAGACGUCACAUUCGGAGAGGUUGCCAGUGGACGAAAUACGGGCCUUGAUACUGCUGAUCGAAUCAUUGGUCCGUGUUGGCAAUACAUCCCAUUCCGAGUCAAGUUUGAGCCUGGAUGGGUUGCGCCUGAUCUCCUGCAUGCUGUUCAACAGCAGCACAUCGCCAGUGGGCAGUUUGAAGGCAUAGGACUACCCGAGAUCGUCAAGAAAUGUACUGACUGGCCAAAAACCACGGAUUGGUUCGAUUCAGUGGUCCAUCAGGAUGUAGCCCACGUCGAGCAGCUCUCGUUCGCUUCGGGCAGCAGUCGGAUGGAGACAGUGUAUCCUCAUCUCGAGCCUUUGCGGGAAUGGAAGGUACAAGCUUUCAAUCACGGGAAUGAGAUGGUUCUUGAGAUAGUCACCCGUGAGUCUUGGGAGGAAUACGGGAAGUCAUUGCUGGACGGUCUUGUGACCGCCUUUGAGCAGCUGGUGGGGUGCUCUCCGGAUCAACAGCUUCUGGACUGA